Paramecium sonneborni is the source of this 929-nucleotide messenger RNA. The record is from the annotation of a GenBank genome assembly. NCBI's taxonomy places the organism in Eukaryota, Ciliophora, Oligohymenophorea, Peniculida, Parameciidae.
AUGAUAAUAUUAUUUACCUUCAUUACGUAUUCAUAUUCUCGAUGUGCAUUUUCUGUAGAAUGUUAAGGAAAUAAUUGUGAUCCAUUAGAGGUUGAUACAGAGCCUUUUAUUGCAAGAGUUUCAUAAUGUCCUCAUAUGGAUGGACAAAUGGUUUGUUGUAACAAGAAUUAAGAUGAUUAAAUGCAACGAAAUUUUCAAGCAAUUGAUGCCUCUUUUGGUAAUGCUGGUGGUGGAUGUGAUAUGUAUCAUAUUUCUAUAAAAUUUUUAGUUGUGCUUAUAAUUUAAAGAAGUUUUGGUGUGAGUAUACUUGCAGUCCUAAUUAAAGCAAUUUCCUAACUACUAAUGGAUAUACAAAUAUGAAAGACCCAUUAAAUCCUAAAAAUAUACUUAAAGUUUAAUUAGUUGAAAUAAAAGUGAAACCAUAAGUGGCUUGUGUAAAUAUUUUUAAUAAUCUAUAUAGGACAUGUGGUCAUCUUGUAAAAGAACACAAUUUGCUUCUUAAGUAACUGCGAUGAAAACUCCAGGAGGAUUCUUUAAUUUUCAAGGAGAAUAAGCAGUGUAUAUUUAUUCAUUAAUACAUUAGGGGAUAAGCAAAACAAUUUAUAUCAGUAAAAUUUGUGGAUAAUGAUGAAGAAACUAUAAAUUUUGAUUUUGUUCCUGAUUGUCAAUAUGAAUAUCCACCAGAUCCUGAUGGAAAAAUUGUCACACCAGAUGGAUUUGUAAUAUCUUAAAAAUGUUCAUGCAAUAAUUGCGAUCUUAUGUGCCAUGAUGAGGAAAUACUUUAUUAAGCUACUGGUGUAUUUGAAGGCUUCAAUGGAUACUUGGUCUUAUGGGUAUGGGCAGGUGCACUUUUAAUUGCAGCAUCAAUAACUGGAUUUAGACUAUAUAAAUAAAAAACUAACAAUGAAAUCUUUAUAGAUCCUAUUUGA